Messenger RNA from Diutina rugosa, 237 nucleotides. RefSeq lists its product as uncharacterized. Gene Ontology annotation, cellular component: mitochondrial intermembrane space. The record is from RefSeq and is a predicted model, not a curated record. Gene Ontology annotation, biological process: mitochondrial respiratory chain complex IV assembly. NCBI's taxonomy places the organism in Eukaryota, Fungi, Ascomycota, Pichiomycetes, Serinales, Debaryomycetaceae. The transcript has a single exon. The coding region runs from base 1 to 237 and encodes 78 amino acids.
AUGAAGCCACUGACCCCACCGACCCCGGCAAACGACGACGACGACACCCCUGACGAGUGGGACCAGCGUAUCAUCGACACUGGGUGCCACAAGGAAAACAUGGCCCUCCAGCUCUGCCACUUUGAUAACGGUGACUGGCGUAAGUGUGCUAAAGAGAUGGCGGCGUUCCGCGAGUGCUGGGCACGCAAGGGAAACGAUCAGCGCACUGCUACCGUGCAAAACGACGACGCCGAGUAA